Messenger RNA from Sebastes umbrosus (honeycomb rockfish), 3146 nucleotides. It is a transcript of the gene ltb4r2a, whose product is annotated as leukotriene B4 receptor 2a. Gene Ontology annotation, biological process: G protein-coupled receptor signaling pathway. Bases 1327 to 2421 code for a protein of 364 amino acids. The transcript is spliced from 5 exons. Gene Ontology annotation, cellular component: membrane. The record is from RefSeq and is a predicted model, not a curated record. Gene Ontology annotation, molecular function: leukotriene receptor activity. Lineage: Eukaryota; Metazoa; Chordata; Actinopteri; Perciformes; Sebastidae.
GGCCAAAACAGCACACACUACCAGAUUCCAUUCACGAACAACAAGAGUCACAACUAAAAAACUUAAAUCUCGCAAAAUAUCUCGCGAUCAAACGUGACUUUAGUGUAGGCAGGAAGAAUGUCAGUUUUUGCACUACUUUGUAGUGAAAAUUCACAAAGCAUGGGUGGAUGAAGUCAUGGAGACACGUUAAAUAAACACUUGUGUUGUUGCCACGAAUCAACAAGUUGGUCCUCCAUUUCUGAGGUCCAUCUUACUACUUUAUGCUUCGCAUUUUGCAUUAUUCAUUAUCCAUUCAGUCAGCUUGGUUCUCAAUUGGCUAUCGUUCUUUCCACACGUGACUGUGUCAUCGGCUGUCCUCGGGGUUCCCCACACACAACAGAAAUAUCAGAUCAUAAAUAUUGAACAUGUUUAAUAUUUACGAUUUGAGAUCGAUUGAAUCCAUUGAAUCCAUUAAAAAAAACACUCCAAUAAGUAACAAGUAUGACCGCAUACAUUGUCAAAUAAAUAGUUGCGCCUCCUCUGAUGUAAAAUGCACCAUUCCUACUUAUAAAUUAAGGCGGAAUGCAGUUUAUUCUGACUGCCCCUAAAACAAAAACGCUUGCAGCAUUCAUGCAAUUCCAACUAGACUGCUGAAAAAACUAAGCAGUAACAUAAAACCGCCAGUGGAAAAGAGAAAUUAUUAAAAAAAAGAUGACAGUCCACGACUAUAACAACUUUCUAUUACCUGCUUUGCGCAAGCCAUGAAAUAUUGGAUUGUGACACAAAAAUAAGAUGGAAUUAUUAAAUUAAAAAGCACUUUUAAGACCAAAAUCUGAAGCUUGUAAUGGGAAUACUCCUUUCAGACUUCCGAGCAGAUCGAGGGAUGUAAAAAACACUCUUAACGUACCUCAUACUGCAGGAAUAUCCGGAAAGAUAAUCUUUAGAACCAUUAAAACAUCGGGGCUUUGCUGACAAUUGUCAAGAGACCAAAAAUUGGCUGGAUUCUCGUGUAGUGUACCUGGCAUAACCCUCUUCUCUCCCAUUUGUCUCAGUUCUCACAUCCCUAACCCCCAAACAUUCUUCUCCUCUCUCAGCAGGGCACCACGGUGGCUCAGCGGUCGGCACCGUUGCCUCACAACAAGGAAGUCGUGGAUUUGUAUCGAGUUCAUCGAGGCGUUCCCCCACUCUGAGUCUUGACCUUCAGGUUCCAGACGCUCCAGCCAUCUCACGACCCCGUUCGGCCUCGUUCGGCCCCAUGUGAUCGACCCCUGUUCUUCCUCGACUCCAUCAUCCCACCGUAUACGACCCAGACCAACCUUCGGCUCCCGUUCAACCCCGGUGACAAAAAUGGCCAACAGCACCAUAUCCCCUGUUUCAAUUAAUGACAGCGUUGUGGGUUCCACAGUCAGCACCUCUAUAGGCGCCACCAUCCUGAGCCUCGUCUUUCUCUUGGGCUUCCCCGGCAACCUCUUCAUCAUCUGGAGCGUCCUGGCUCGUGCCAGGAAGCAUUCCGUCACCACCCUCCUCAUCCUCAACCUCGCCGUCGCCGACGGCUCUCUGAUGGCUCUCACCCCGUUCUUCAUCAUCUACCUGGUUUGGAAGAAGUGGGUGUUUGGGAACGUGAUGUGUAAGAUCAUCUUCUACCUGUGUCUGGCGAACAUGUACGCAUCCAUCUACCUCAUCAUGCUCAUGAGCGUCUACAGAAUGGUGGCGGUGCUGUGGCCGCGGCGCGUCACUCUUUUCACCGGCCGGAAGGCUGUGUUACGGGUGCUGGCGGUGGUGUGGGUCCUGGUGAUGGUCGCCUCUGUUCCUGCGAUGAUCUUCAGAAAGGUGGCAGAAAAGAACAACACGUGCGAAUCAUUCCACACCGAAGGAAAAUAUGAGGCGGUCCUCCAGUAUACGCUGGAGCUCGUGUUGGGUUUUUUAAUUCCCUACAGUGUCAUUUUAGUCAGCUACAUCUGCAUCUUACGGCGACUCCGACAGACCAAGUUCCGCCGGCGCAUUCGUAGCGAGAAGCUCAUCCUUGCCAUCGUGUUGACCUUCUGUCUCUUCUGGUUGCCCUACCACCUCAUCAACAUGGUGCAAGUUACAUGGGAUUUGUAUCCAAAGGGUCCUAUAAAAAACAAGCUGAAUUCAAUAUGGCACAAUUGCCGAGCUAUCACCUCCGCCAUCGCCUUCAUCAGCAGCUGUGCCAACCCGGUGCUCUACUUCUUCGCAGGAAAGUCCUACAUCCGGCGAGAAGGGCUGGCGUUCAUGGCCCGCUUGUUCGAGGGCACGGGGCUGGACUCGGCCACCAGGAAGAGCCGACAGAACAGCCAGAACAGCCGCGACAAAGACAAAGAGGCGGAUGCCGUCAUGCUAAAGGACAAAGAUCGAGACUCCGUUACCAACUCGAACUCUAAUACCAAACCGGUGAAGAAUGGCAAGACUGAGCAGGCUUGAAGCUGGUGUUGUUCCUCUGGAGGGUCAAAUUAAUCAGGGCUCAUCGUGCACAGCUGGUUCCUGCCGAUCAAGAAAACAUUCAGCAGCUGCUGCAUAACGUCAAUCCUCUUUCCAAAUGAGACAAACUUUGAAAGGGAUGUCACUGGACAUACUGAUCCUGGAACAGCCCGAUGCAUCCUUAAAAUGAGAUUGCUGUGUUUGAGUCGUUGGGUAAAACACAACUGUAUAUUACUCUGCUCUGGACUAUUUUAUAAGGAAGAACUGUGGAGUAUAAUCCAGGGCCAGUUAAUGCCUUAUGUUUACUGUACAUUGUUACUGUAAUGUCAACAUUUUUCUGUGCUAUUUUGUUCAAGGAAUGUUUUAUUCGUCCAAAUCAUUGACUGUAUAUAAAGACAGACGGCGUGUCUCCACUUCCUCCCACUUUACAAAAAGUGAAGUUAAAAUAUUUGGGAUUCGGGAGCUGCCAUCUUAAGAUUUUGAAGUCAUUUGGAGCCAGAGUCUGCCGCAGUAGUGAUUGGGAAGACUGGAGCCGCGGUAUUGAGGUCCCGCCCACACACACACCCGAGCCAAUCACGGGCUGAGGACGGCCGCAGCUUAUCAGCGAGAGAGACUCACAGUUGCCAAUCAUGACACACCCCUUUUUAUAGCAUCAAAUAACUAAUUAAAAGCAAAUUUAUCAGAAAAAAAACCCCACUGAUAAACAUACAUCAGUGUACUCAGAACUA